AUGACAACCGCCGGCCUCAAAACGAUUAUUGCCCUCUCCUUUGUCCUCGCCGUCGGCUUCUUGCUGGUCAUCCUGUCCUGUGCCCUCUUCAAUGUCUACUACCCGCUGCUCGUCGUCGCGACGUACGUGAUCGCGCCGCUGCCCAACUGGAUCUGCAGCCGCUGUGCGAACCCAGACGACUUUGUCGAGAGCUCGGGCGCCGCCAUCCUCGACAUCGGCCGCUUCUUCACGGGCUUCUUUGUGGUGAUGGGCAUUGCGCUGCCGGUGGUGCUGGCGCACGCGGGCCUGAUCAGCACGGGCGCAAUGGCCAUGUCGAUUGUGGGCGGCCUGCUGAUCUACGGCACCAUUAUCAGCUUCGGCAUGUUCUUCCAGGAGGAGCAGGAGUUCUAA
This is a messenger RNA of Sporothrix brasiliensis 5110, 390 nucleotides long. RefSeq lists its product as uncharacterized. Gene Ontology annotation, cellular component: Vps55/Vps68 complex; endosome. Gene Ontology annotation, biological process: late endosome to vacuole transport via multivesicular body sorting pathway. The record is from RefSeq and is a predicted model, not a curated record. Lineage: Eukaryota; Fungi; Ascomycota; Sordariomycetes; Ophiostomatales; Ophiostomataceae. The coding region runs from base 1 to 390 and encodes 129 amino acids. The transcript has a single exon.